AUGAAAGAACACCAUCCCCGCUGGCUGAGUCCAGAUGGUUCCGGAUCUAUCACAAGUGCGAUUCUCGCUCACUUGGUAGACACUGGCCAUCGUGUUGACCCAAGUGAAGCAUUGCGCAUUAUUUAUCAGGUCCUUCCGAACGGGUUCAAAUAUGUUGGAGUGCGAAUGUUGGCCAUAGUCGAGGCCAUCUGUAUUAAGCACUUGAUCCCCGAACUAUGUGCCCAGAAACGUGUUAUCCAAGCUCUGCAUCUCCCCUGGGUUUGUGAACCCACUCCUCCCCCAAGCCCCCUUGUCCACACACACAAACAUUUUCACAACAACACCGAUCCUUCAGAGCUGGGUCGCACGACCGUCGUGACACAACUGCAAAACCCAAAGGCACAUAUCUGA
Echinostoma caproni is the source of this 390-nucleotide messenger RNA. Lineage: Eukaryota; Metazoa; Platyhelminthes; Trematoda; Plagiorchiida; Echinostomatidae. The record is from the annotation of a GenBank genome assembly.